Sungouiella intermedia is the source of this 1131-nucleotide messenger RNA. The record is from the annotation of a GenBank genome assembly. NCBI's taxonomy places the organism in Eukaryota, Fungi, Ascomycota, Pichiomycetes, Serinales, Metschnikowiaceae.
AUGGCCACUGCGGAAUUGUUGGCCGAUAUUGAGGCGGGAAACCUCCGUAAGAGCGUGUCGGAAUCACAAUACAACGAGGUAUUGGCUAAAACCUAUAGCAACUUGAGGGAAAAGUACGGAGAUGAACAGAACUACAAGUUUGAUCCUGAAAAGCACUUAAGCUACUACUCUGCCGAUCCUUUAGAUCAACACAAGUAUCACGAGACUCGCAGAUUGACCAUGGCCGAGUUGGGACUCACAAACAAAAACCAGAUCUCACCUAUCGGAGUAUCUGACCCGUUUCCUCUCUUCACUGAUGAAGCAACUGACAUCAUGAAGAUGGAGUGCUUACGCAAGGACAUCUUCCUCAAGUACGCUAGAGAGUCAUUCAACUCCACCAGUGGAAUGGACUGUAUUGUUCGUGGCUAUGCCAAAACUAAAGGAACCAUCAACACUCAGUUUGUUCAUGAUGCUUGGACCCAUCCCAAAACUAUCGAGUUGAUCUCUACUAUGGCUGGUGUCGAGUUGGAGGUAAUAAUGGACUACGAAAUUGCCCAGGUGAACAUCGGCGUGACGCCAAAGGAGGUGGCUGAAAACCAGAAAAAUGCUGUUGAAGCCGCUGACGAUAUGCCUGCUAUCAUUGGCUGGCACUACGACUCCUAUCCGUUCGUGUGUGUUCUCAUGCUUUCUGAUACUUCGGCGAUGAUUGGAGGCGAGACUUACCUUCGCAUGGGUGACUCGAAACUUGCCUGUGUUCUGGGCCCUCAAAAGGGCUCUGCUGCAGUGUUGCAAGGUCGCUUGAUUGAACAUUUGGCUAACAAACCUGUAGGUGCAACCGAAAGAAUCACUAUGGUGACUUCCUAUCGAGCCAAAAACUCAAUUAUCCACGAAGGUUCCGUAUUGGGAACUGUGAAGCCUGAAAUUAACUUUGGUACCAGACCUGACGAUUUCUAUCCUGACUGGGUCAAGUAUAGAUCUCAGGUGAUCAAGGACAGGUUGGAUGCGUUGGUGAAACAAUGUGAAACAAACGACAAGUUUGAAAGAAAGAUAACCAUGGAUACUUUGAGAGACAUCGAGGCUUACUUACACCACACAACCAAGGAGAUGGAUAUCACCCCUGAAGAAUGGGAUGUGAUUGCUAAGAAAGGAUGA